AUGGCCUCCUUCUUCACGGCCGCUCUGAAGAGUUUCCAGGGGAGCAAGGACGAGUCCCCCAAGGGGGCCCCCAAAGAUGACAAGGCGGCUGUGCUGCCCAGCAGCAUGGCCCGCGAGGAGUUUGAGGAGUACCAGCGGCAGCUGCUGGAGGAGAAGAUCGAGCGGGACAAGGCAUUUGCACAGAGGAAGGCAGAACGGGCCACGGUGCGGAUGCACCUGCGGGACAAGUACCACCUGGCCCAGGACGAGCGGGACGACGCCCAGGUGCACGUGGCCGGAGGGGCUGUGGAACUGCCGCAGGACCUGGCAGCCAUGGUGCACAGCGAGGAGGAGGACGAUGGCAGCACCGGGGCCUUCGCCUUCCUGGCGAAGCUGCGGCAGGUGGAGCUGCCGGCGCUGCGGGACCGCGCUGUGGGCGGCGUGGAUCAGGUUAGGGAGAAGUGCGCCCUGAUGUAG
Serinus canaria (Common canary) is the source of this 456-nucleotide messenger RNA. RefSeq names its product complexin-3-like. Lineage: Eukaryota; Metazoa; Chordata; Aves; Passeriformes; Fringillidae. Bases 1 to 456 code for a protein of 151 amino acids. Gene Ontology annotation, molecular function: syntaxin binding. The record is from RefSeq and is a predicted model, not a curated record. Gene Ontology annotation, biological process: regulation of neurotransmitter secretion; synaptic vesicle exocytosis; neurotransmitter transport. The transcript is spliced from 3 exons. Gene Ontology annotation, cellular component: SNARE complex; terminal bouton.